This is a messenger RNA of Pangasianodon hypophthalmus (striped catfish), 2552 nucleotides long. RefSeq names its product cellular communication network factor 4b (gene ccn4b). The record is from RefSeq and is a predicted model, not a curated record. Gene Ontology annotation, molecular function: heparin binding; integrin binding. The transcript has 5 exons. Lineage: Eukaryota; Metazoa; Chordata; Actinopteri; Siluriformes; Pangasiidae. Gene Ontology annotation, cellular component: extracellular region; extracellular matrix. The coding region runs from base 345 to 1454 and encodes 369 amino acids. Gene Ontology annotation, biological process: cell adhesion; signal transduction.
GAUGAAAGAAGUUUUAAGUCAAAAUGUCAGCUUAAAAUUUCAGUACAGAGGAAAUCUUUGGACAGCACUGAAGAUGACAUGUUACUUAGAAAAGUUAAUAUGUAUGACGUUGAGGAAGGAUUUUUCCUUCAAAGCUAGACUGAGCUGAUUCACCACGCUGAAGGGGAUGAAGAAGGCAGGAGCCAGACGAACGACCAGGUCUGAGAGCUCACGUCACGUCAGCACCGCUGACACAGCUGUGUGUGUGUGUGUGUGUGUGUGUGGCACUAAAGCCAGCGGCUGAUGGAAGAAAGAGCCGAGCGCACAGAGCAGCAUGGAGUUGAAUUAGAACAGAAUGACUCUUGAUGUCUCGAUGCGUCUCUCGCGGGAUUUCAGUGAUGAGGUGCCUCCUGUCGUGGAUCCUGUUGGUAACCGGUGGACUCCAUCAGGUCUUAUCCCAAAGUCCCACAGUCAUUCCACUUGCGAACACGGACCUGGACCUGUUUAACAGGACACAGUACUGUAAGUGGCCCUGUAAAUGUCCUAAGGUGUCCUCCGUGUGCCCUCUGGGGGUCAGUCUGCUCACAGACGGCUGUGACUGCUGUAAGGCCUGUGCUAAACAGCUGGGAGAAACCUGCAACGAGAGAGACACAUGUGACUACCAUAAGGGGCUGUACUGUGACUACAGCGCUGACAAGCCUAGGUACGAAAAAGGCGUGUGUGCAUAUCUGGUCGGGACAGGCUGUGAGUAUAAUGGUGUGAUCUACCGUAAUGGGCAGAGCUUUCAGCCUAGCUGUAAGUACCGCUGCUUGUGUGUAAAUGGGGCAAUCGGGUGUGUGCCUCUGUGCACUGACUCCCUGCCGCCUCGGGGGUGGUGUCAGUUACCCAAGCUGGUGAAGAUUCCAGGCCGUUGCUGUGAGCAGUGGAUCUGUAACGAGCCUCGAAAAACACGCAGGACGAGCCCAAGGCAUGCUGUGGAGGUGUCUCUAACCACCAAUGAGAUCUGGCACAACAACUGCAUUAUCCAGACUACCCCUUGGAGCCCGUGCUCAAAGACCUGUGGGCGGGGCGUAUCCACGCGACUCUCCAAUGACAAUUCCCAGUGCGUGAUGGAGAAUGAAAGCCGGCUAUGUAACCUCAGGCCCUGCGACGUGGACAUAACCAAACAUUUUCGGCCAGGGAAGAAAUGCCUGAACAUCUAUCGUGAGCGUGAAUUUCAGAACUUCACCAUCUCCGGCUGCAUCAGUAAGAAGCCAUACUGGCCCAAAUACUGCGGAGUGUGUUCAGAUGAGCGCUGCUGCAUCCCUUACAAGUCGAAGACUAUCGAGGUGGAGUUUGAGUGUCCCAAUGGAGCAGUGUUCACCUGGAAGUACAUGUGGAUCAACGCAUGCUUCUGCAACCUCUCCUGCAGAAACCCCAAUGAUAUCUUCGCUGACCUGGAGCCUUACUAUGAGCACAAUGAGAUCAUGAACUGAGACUGAGAGGAGCGAUGACCACAGAUUUUCCACUUUAUAUAACAAUGUGCUCCACUAGAAUCAGUGCUGGCUGACGAGAUCAGUGAUUAUAGAUCAAUUCAACAGGUCAAAGCUAGAAUCUUUCACUGAUGUGUGUUCAGAUAAUUCAUAUAUAGAAUGAAUGCACAUUCUGGGUAGGUAUUACUGUGCCACAUUCACAUUCUGUGUUGGAGUAAAUAAGAAGCACCUGGUAUGCACAGUAUUUGAUUUUGCGUCAGCAAAACCACAGUCUAUGGUGCACGAAAGUAUUUCAGAUUUCCAAAAGGCAUACACUUCGGGAGGAUUUUAUCCCACUCUUUUGGAAUGUAGUUUGGUUGGAAAAAGUUUUCUUUGACAUUUUCCAAAGUCUUAAGUCACAGAGGAGCCAAAGGGCUUAUGUAAUGGAAAUACUGUAUAAAAUGAAUUUGUAUGAGAGUUUUACAUGAAAAUAUAAUAUUUUGAAACAGCCACAGGUUUUUUUUUUUUUAAUGAAGAUAUGGGUGGGUUUGUUUUUUGCAAAAUCUGUAAAUUGCUAUCUUACUAUGUUGUUUGUAUUGAGUAGCACUUUUGUAAUGGAUUAUAUUUGAACAACUUAUUCAGACCUGAAAUGUCUUUCAUAUUUGUAUGUUUUUCAGCAAGGCCAAGUAUAUUUUUUCCGGCAUAUGCCACUACGUUAAAUAUACAGCUAGAUGUCCAAUUAACUUAUUUUCUAUAUUCAAAAUCAAGAACUAUGUGAGACAAAUAUGUUUUAUUAUUACAAUAAAUGUUACAAUUUUAAAAUAAAAUGCAUUCCAAAGAUUGAGUGAAAGAUAUUUAUACAACAUUGAAACAUCUUUAUAUGAAAUACAGGUUUAUGGGCUUUAUGUAAUUGGGCUUUAUGUAGCCUGCAUGUGCUAAUUUUCUCUAAUUGCCAAUGUUGAUUAUUUGGUUACAAUUGUAACUGCAUUUCUAACAGUUGGUUGGUUCUGUCAUGUUGUGGGCUAUGAAAGUGUUUGUGGUUACACGGGCUGCAAAUUGUAAAAGGAUUUGUACUUCUGCUUUAGCCUUCAUAAAAAAUAUAAUACAUGGCUAACAAAGGAA